Messenger RNA from Penicillium malachiteum, 630 nucleotides. RefSeq names its product Rab family GTPase. Gene Ontology annotation, molecular function: GTPase activity; GTP binding. The record is from RefSeq and is a predicted model, not a curated record. NCBI's taxonomy places the organism in Eukaryota, Fungi, Ascomycota, Eurotiomycetes, Eurotiales, Aspergillaceae. Gene Ontology annotation, biological process: exocytosis. Bases 1 to 630 code for a protein of 209 amino acids. Gene Ontology annotation, cellular component: recycling endosome. The transcript has 5 exons.
AUGGCCAACGACGAAUAUGAUUUUCUCUUCAAAGUGGUGUUGAUCGGAGAUUCAGGUGUUGGUAAAUCCAACCUGUUGAGUCGAUUCACCCGCAACGAGUUCAACCUGGACUCCAAGUCGACGAUCGGUGUGGAAUUUGCGACUCGCUCAAUCCAGGUUGACUCUAAGACCAUCAAGGCACAGAUUUGGGAUACUGCUGGUCAGGAGCGCUACCGUGCUAUCACCUCUGCCUACUACCGCGGCGCUGUUGGUGCCCUUCUUGUCUACGAUAUCAGCAAGCACCAGACCUACGAUAACGUUACCCGGUGGUUGAAGGAGCUUCGCGACCAUGCUGACUCCAAUAUUGUAAUUAUGCUUGUUGGUAACAAGAGCGAUUUGAGGCACCUGCGUGCCGUCCCCACCGACGAGGCCAAGCAGUUUGCUAGCGAAAACAACCUGUCUUUCAUCGAAACUUCCGCCCUCGAUGCCAGCAACGUCGAGCUCGCCUUCCAGAACAUCCUCACAGAAAUCUACCGUAUCGUAUCCAGCAAGGCCCUUGACAACGGCGAGUCCACCGGUGGGCCUUCUGUAGACCGCCGGGUGAUCGAUUUCACUCCGCAGGAAAAUGAGCAGAAGCAGGGCUGCUGCUAA